UCAGCUAGUUUGCUUGUGGAACAAUAGAAGAAUAGUCCUCCCGCGUAGUGUUCAGUGAUCGCAGAAACUAUCAACACUUAAGACUUGAAAGGAUGCGGAUAUCGCCGUUCCCGGGAGGGAUCUGGAUUAGUUGUGUCAUACUUGGGAUCUUGGCUGCGGAGCCAGUCUUUGGACAGCUACCGCGCAACCCGUGUUUGCCACGAUGUGUAACGUGGCAGGAGAUCUACACCCUUUGGCCGACGGCCAACGAACAGGAGUACUGGCAGUGUGUGGCGAUGGAGAGCGAUGAGUGGUGGACACUUCAGCGAAUCACGUGCCCCGAAGGGUCGGUAUUUGAUUACGGGUGGCAGCUCUGCGUUGACCGCAAUUAUGUUCAGGGAACAGUAUCAGUUCAGUGUGGUGUGAAGACUCCUGAAGUGCCUCCGAUGGAGGGAUCUCUUGGAGUUUGUCCCGAACCUGGAUGCGUAACGUUCGAGCAGAUCAACACGCUGUGGGCGAUUCCAGAUCCGGAGUUCUUCCUGCAGUGCCGCCCCGAACCGGACGCAACUUGGGUGCUCAAGCAGAUGCCAUGUGCUCCCGGAACGUUGUUCCACUUUGGAUUGCAAACCUGUGUAACUCCAGACGAAUGGCUCGCUUGUGACGGCCAGGUUCCGAACGAACCAACGGAUGUUCCACCAGUACCUUCUCCGGCUCCGACUCCAGUGACCACAGUUGCUCCUACACCACCUCCUGUAACUACCGUAACACCAACGCUACCUCCAGUUACCACCGUUACGCCAACGUUACCUCCAGUUACCACCGUUACGCCAACCUUACCUCCAGUUACCACCGUUACACCAACGCUACCUCCAGUUACCACCGUUACGCCAACCUUACCUCCAGUUACCACCGUUACGCCAACGCUGCCUCCAGUUACCACAGCUCCACCCCCGGUCACCACCGCAGACCCCGACCAGGACGUGGGAGACUUCUGUAUCGAACCUCUGUGCGACACCUGGCAGAACAUCAACACGCUGUGGCCACUGCGGGAUCCGAACUUCUUCUACCAGUGCCGCCCGGCGUUCGGUGGCGGCUGGAUUCCCCAGCAAAUGCCGUGCGCCCCCGGCACGGUGUUCAGCUUCCGGCACCAGGUGUGCGUGUGGCCCAUCCAGUGGGUGGAUCCUUGCGGGCCUGCUGAUCCAACCACCGAUGACGAUGUAACUGACGCGCCUACUACUGUGACAACUGGGAAACCUACACCAACUGGAACUCCCUAUCCGAGCCCGAUCCCAACAACCACGCCAGAAACUACCACACCAACAGCGGUACCUCCGCCUCCCGGAGUGGACUGUCUUCGACCGAACUGCGUUUUCCUGCAGAACACGGACAUUCUCUGGCCAACCAGGACUCCGCAAGACUUCUAUCGCUGUAUCUUCCUGCUGGACACGUUCUGGUUCCCAUUCCUGGACACUUGUCCAUUUGGGAAGUACUUCAGCUUCGAGUACCAGAGCUGCGUGGAUCCGCUGGACUGGAACGACGUUUGCGCAGCCGUUCCGGAGGAUAUCACCACAACUCAGAUGACAACGACUGAAGCCGUCGACGAAGGAAUUGAUCCGUUGCCGGUCAUCUGUGGAUCACCACGCUGCGAUACGGUUCGCGAGCGGGAACUUCUCUGGCCAAGCACAGUUGCUAACCAGUUCUACGAAUGUGUCUGGGUCGAGCGCUUCUUCCAGUUCAUUCCAUUCCCGAAGCGUUGUCCAAACUUUUAUCUGUUCGACUUCAUGAAGCAGGACUGUGUUCAUCCACUUGAGUGGACCGACAUUUGUCCGAUCUACCCUACGCUACCACCCAGCUGUCCGGACUGCUGCCCGACUUGUCCACCAGGAGAGACCACCACCACGGUCGCUCCUAGCGAUCCCAUAAACGUACAGCUUCCGAUUGUGUGUGGGGUGCCACGCUGUCGCGACGAGGACGAAAUCGCGUUUCUUUGGCCCGAUCUAGACCCGCGGGCGUAUCACCGGUGCAUGCCCACCACAAACGAGUGGCAUCAGGCGGUUAUCUCGUGGUGCGAAGUUGGGGAGAUGUUCCAAACUCUGGAACAGCGGUGCGUACCCGAGGAAGAGUACGAAGAUAUCAUCUGUCCCAUCUAUUCGGAGCCCAUUACGGCGGGUACCGCCGGAACACCGACGGAAGCACCAGUCACUACUCCGGAAGAGCCGGAAAUCGAACCGGAACUAACUUGUGUUGAUGACUUCGAUCCAACUAGCCUCUAUCCGAUCACUUGCGAUGUACCGCGCUGUGUCACCCAGGGUGAUCAGAACAUCCGCUGGCCAGCAACCGACAGCGAGACCUACUUUGUUUGUCAAGCCCUUGGAGUCGGUAGCAUUCAGUUCCCAAGCCGGAUGCGUUGCGCCGCAGGAACUCGUUUUGACUUCUUCCGUCAGUGCUGUACCGUCGAGAUUGCUACCGUAGAAGUUUGUCCCGUUUUCCCUAUCGCUAAUCCCGUCCUAACGUGCUCCAGCGAGUUCAACGUGUCCAGCAUCCUCCCGGCAGCUUGCGACGUUCCUCGUUGCAACGGUCCCUCAGAAAUCGUUACCUUCUGGCCUUCCCAGCUACCCAACAAGUACUACGAGUGCAGCGAAAACACCUUCGGGAACCUUUUCCCGCUUAUGCAAGACUGCCCCACCGGAACCUCCUUCGAUUUCUUCCAGCAGUGCUGCACGAUCGAACCGGCCCUCACGGCCGCCGAAGUUUGCACCCUCUUCAACGAACCACCAGCAGUCCCGUCCAUUAUCCCGGAACCGGCCCCCAUGCCCCUCCUAAUCUGCGACCGCCCACGCUGUGAAACCCCGGAAGAGCGCGCCCAGAUGUGGCCGUCGCGAGACCCGACCCUUUACUACACCUGCGGAACCGACUGGGACGGAACGUGGCGUCCGUACCAGUACAGCUGCUCGUCCGGCACGCUGUUCCUGGCGGACCGGCAGCUUUGCGGUGAGCCGUGGCUGUGGCAGGAGACCUGCGGUGAGGAGGAGCCGGCGACUUCGACGACGGAAGAUGUGACGGAUGCCAGUACGCAGCCAUCGCCGAACUUGACACCGCCGAAUUUGCUGCGCAAGUGAGCUGAGGGACAGCUUUUUUGUUUGUUGUAAUAUAAUUUUUAAAUAUUUUGAGUGGAAUAAAUGUUAUGAACCCCAAAAA
Molecule: messenger RNA, 3177 nt
Organism: Culex quinquefasciatus (southern house mosquito)
Lineage: Eukaryota; Metazoa; Arthropoda; Insecta; Diptera; Culicidae
Exons: 1
Coding region: 93-3098 (1001 amino acids)
Cellular component (GO): extracellular region
Molecular function (GO): chitin binding
Source: RefSeq, a predicted model, not a curated record